AUGGCUAUGCUCAUAGCAGCCACGAUCAUUUUCUUGUAUUAUACUCUCUGGACUCUACUCAUGCCGUUCGUGGACGAAGACCAUCCACUCCAGAGCCUUUUCCCUCCUCGCGUCUGGGCCAUUCGAAUUCCAGUCAUCUUAACGCUUCUCGGAUCGGCAGUUGUGGGAACGUUCCUCGCUAUGGUCAUGAUCAGGAGCAAUAGGAAGAAGGCUGCAAAGGCUAGAGCUGCUGCCGCGAAGAAGUCGAAAUAA
Molecule: messenger RNA, 252 nt
Organism: Rhinocladiella mackenziei CBS 650.93
Lineage: Eukaryota; Fungi; Ascomycota; Eurotiomycetes; Chaetothyriales; Herpotrichiellaceae
Exons: 2
Coding region: 1-252 (83 amino acids)
Biological process (GO): GPI anchor biosynthetic process
Cellular component (GO): dolichol-phosphate-mannose synthase complex; endoplasmic reticulum membrane
Molecular function (GO): enzyme regulator activity
Source: RefSeq, a predicted model, not a curated record